This is a messenger RNA of Effrenium voratum, 618 nucleotides long. Lineage: Eukaryota; Dinophyceae; Suessiales; Symbiodiniaceae. The record is from the annotation of a GenBank genome assembly.
AUGCCUGGCUGUAUGGAGUCUGUGAACCCCGGGCUGCGGCUCUCGGCGGACCAGGCCUUAGAGCACGCCUGGAUCGCCGAGCGGGAGAAGAACGCCAAGAGCUAUGUGAACAAGGAGAUUGUGGAUGCACUGACCUCCUUCUCAGAGUCUUCGGCCUUCCGACGCGCUUGUUUGUCGGUGAUGGCCAUCUCCCUGUCCAACGAGGAGCGCGCGGAGGUGCACAAAGCCUUCCUGGAGAUCGACACGGAUCACAGCGGGCACAUCACCUUGAGCGAGCUGAGAAGUGUUUUGGAGGAGAAGUUCCACAUUGAAGAUGCCGCGGUCGCCAGGACCUUCCAGUCCUUGCAGUCGCCCAUGUCGCGUGAUGAGGUCAUCAACUACUCGGAUUUCCUGGCGGCCAUGAUGUCCACGCGCAUCGCGCUCCACGACGACAUGCUGCGCAGCGCCUUUGGGCGCUUCGACACUGACAACUCGGGCUACAUCACCAAGCAGAAGCUGCAGAUGAUGCUGGGAGACUCUCUGAGUGAGGAAGAACUGGAUGAGGUCAUGCGCGACGCAGAGCCUUGGACUCCAUCGCGUGGGGUCCACGGCCAGCGGGUGAGCUUUGUGACCAGAUGA